AUGGCUGUGGCCCAGCAGCUGCGGGCUGAGAGCGACUUUGAACAGCUUCCCGACGACGUUGCCAUCUCAGCCAACAUCGCCGACAUCGAGGAAAAGCGGGGCUUCACCAGCCACUUUGUUUUUGUCAUUGAGGUGAAGACGAAAGGAGGAUCCAAGUACCUCAUCUACCGCCGCUACCGCCAGUUCUACGCCUUGCAGAGCAAGCUGGAGGAGCGGUACGGGCCCGAGAGCAAGACCAGCCCCUUCACCUGCAAACUGCCCGUCCUCCCAGCCAAAGUCUACGUGGGAAUAAAACAGGAGAUCGCGGAGGCGCGGAUACCGGCCCUCAACGCCUACAUGAAGAACCUCCUCAGCCUGCCCAUCUGGGUGCUGAUGGACGAGGACGUCCGGAUCUUCUUCUACCAUUCGCGCUAUGACUCAGAGCAAGUGCCCCAGGCGCUGCGCCGCCUCCGCCCACGCACCCGGAAAGUCAAGAACGAGUCCCCACAAAGCGCCGGCUUAGAUCGCAUGGAAGCUCCACUAGCAGAGGCCCUGUUUGACUUCACUGGCAACAGCAAACUGGAGCUGAAUUUCAAAGCCGGAGAUGUGAUCUUCCUUCUCAGUCGAAUCAACAAAGACUGGCUGGAGGGCACUGUUCGAGGAGCCACAGGCAUCUUCCCCCUGUCUUUUGUGAAGAUCCUCAAGGACUUCCCCGAAGAAGACGACCCCACAAACUGGCUGCGCUGCUAUUACUACGAGGACACCAUCAGCACCAUCAAGGACAUCGCGGUGGAGGAAGACCUCAGUAGCACUCCACUAUUCAAGGACCUGCUGGAACUCAUGAGGCGGGAGUUCCGGAGGGAGGACAUUGCCCUAAAUUACCGGGAUGCUGAUGGCGACCUGGUCCGGCUGCUCUCAGAUGAGGACGUGAGGCUCAUGGUGAGGCAGGCCCAAGCUCUCCCCUCCCAGAAGCGUCUCUUCCCCUGGAAGCUGCACAUCACCCAGAAGGACGACUACAGGGUCUACAAUACAUUCCCUUGAGCCAACGGUGUCCCUGGGGGCAGUGAAGGGGACCUGCAAAAACAUCCAUUUAAGAAAAAUUAAGCAGACCUUACAACAUCUGUUCACACGAACCCAAUUCUUUGUCUUCUAACAUGUUGCCUGAUCAGAUUCACCAAGGGGCCUGACUGCUGAAAAUCAACUAGACCCUAGAUAGGACACACUCUGCAAAAAAUCAUGAGCCUCACAAAAAGUAGCGAGGUUCUUCAAUGACCCUCCCGCUCCUCCCUCUCACAACAAACAAGCUUUAGAGCCCCAGGGACUAUGGAGUUUUGAACUACAUGACUAAAAUAUUUAAAGAAAUAAAGAAUGAAAUCAUAACAAUGAUUGAGCUAAAGAGAAUGACCAGGCAGAUUGGCAAAAGAAAGAUACACACCCCCCACCACGCACACUGGUAUAGGUGUGUGUGUGGAAAUCUGUUAAAACAGGAAAAUCGGUGGAUGAGUUAGAUAGUAUAUUACACAGAGGUAAAGAGAAAACGAGUAAAUUGGAAGCUAAAACCAAAGAAAUUACCCAAAAUAUAACACAGAGAGACAAGUAGUUGGAGCAUCUGAAAACAAAGUUACGAAAUAUGAACAAUAGAAUAAGAGUUCUUUUAAAAUCAGAAUCUCAGAAAAAAUAUAGAGAAUGGAGAAGCAACAUUUAAAUAGAUGGCAGAUAUAAUAUUUCAAAAGCGACGAAAAACUUAAAUCUAUGGAUAUAAGAAGCAUACCAGGGUAAGCAGGACAUUUGAAACCGCAAAACACCAAAGUCAAAGAAAAGAUCCUAAAAGCAGUCAAAGAGAGUUGAGAACACUACAAAAUAACAAUUAGAAUGGUAAGCAAAUUUCUCAACAGCACCCAUGGAAGCCAAAGUCAAUAUAAUCAUAGCUUCGGAUUUUUUAGACAAAAUAACUUUCGAUCAAGAAUUAUAUACUUAGUAAAAUCGUCUUUCAUUAGUGACGGUGAAAAUGGCCCUUGGAGAUUAAUCUGAGAUGAAAGAAUAAAUGACAAGCAAAGACACUGCUA
Messenger RNA from Pteropus alecto (black flying fox), 2045 nucleotides. RefSeq names its product neutrophil cytosolic factor 4 (gene NCF4). The record is from RefSeq and is a predicted model, not a curated record. Gene Ontology annotation, molecular function: superoxide-generating NADPH oxidase activator activity; protein binding; phosphatidylinositol binding. Gene Ontology annotation, cellular component: NADPH oxidase complex. NCBI's taxonomy places the organism in Eukaryota, Metazoa, Chordata, Mammalia, Chiroptera, Pteropodidae. The transcript has 10 exons. The coding region runs from base 1 to 1020 and encodes 339 amino acids. Gene Ontology annotation, biological process: respiratory burst; superoxide anion generation; phagocytosis.